AUGUUAAGAAUCCAAAAUUUAUCCAUGCGCAUAGAAGAUGAAAUAAUUUGUUUUAACCAGCAUUUCGAAGUAAAAGGUGUCUGUUCUGUUGUAGGAAGGCAUAAUAAAUUAAGAGAAUGUCUUAUAUCUAUCUUUUCUAAUUCUGUAUCAAAAUAUAUACAUGGACUUGAUUUUGACAUGAAGGUAUUUUUUAAAGGAGUGAACAUAAAAAAAAAUAGAUUUAUUUUUCUAUUGUGUCCAUACACACUUCUAAAUGCAAAAGACAAUAUUGAAGAUAUUUUGUAUUUUGUAAAUAAAGAUUUGGCGGAACAAGUAAUCAAGGAUUUCAGAUUGCAUAAAUUUAGGUAUCUAAGUAUUAAUGAACUAAGUCCAUCUAUUUUUAAUAUUUUAGAAAUAGCUAUAGGCAUAUGUUCAUGUUCUAGUGUGUUAUACUUUUCUCUAAAUCCUGAUCCAUACAGAAACAAAUAUUUUUAUUUAAAGUUACUACAAAAAUAUGCUAUUUUAAAUGAAGCAGUCAUUUUUGUUGAGGGAGAGUUACUUAAUGUUGAUAAUUUUGACAGUUAUUUGCUAAUAAAAGAUAAUAGUAUAUUUUCUUUUAUUAUUGGAAAAGAUAAAAAGAUUAAUGCUGAAAAUUAUCUAAAAUUGAAUACUUUUAUAUAUAAAACAUAUAUUAGUAAAUUUAAUGUUAGAGGAGGUAAUAAAAUAAAUUAUGAUAUUUUUACUGAUAAUAAUUCAUUAUCAGUAAGUGAUACAUCUUCUCUUGUAAAUAAUAUUCAAUAUACAGAUGUUGAUAAUGUUACAAAAUUUAUUAUUUUUAAGCAUAAAAUUUGUAAAAAAAUCAUAAAAUAUUAUACAUUUCUUGUACCAGAUGUUUGUAAAGUUGUAAUUUUAAUUAACUCUAAAUUGCAUCGCAAACAAAAUUGGAAUAAAAUCAGAUUUUAUUAUGCCAAUAUUGGAAAUAUUACUUUGUUGAUUGUAAUUUAUAAACAUUGGUAUUCACUACAUAUGUUACUUCUUAUGGUAAUUUAUUGGAUUUUUUAUUAUUUUUUAACCAUAAAAGGUAUUUCAAUUACUGCUUUUAUUUUCAAGAGUAGAAAAAGAUUUCAUAAAAUUUGUUACAUUCUCGAUUUUUUUAUUAUAAUAAUGAUUUUUAAAUAUUUAAUAGAUACUGGAAAUAUUUCUGUUACAGAAAUUUAUAUAAAAGCUAAUAACGAAUAUUUUGUAAAAUUUAAUCCAUUUUUAUGCUAUGUUACUACAUCAAUAGCCUAUACGUUGAUUUUGUAUAGCUCUGUAUUUCAUAUAAAUGAAGAUUAUGCAUUUGUAAGGGAAUAUCUAUAUAAGUCAUAUAAUUCAAGUACUUAUUAUUUUUACUUAAUUUUAAUAAGUUUAUUUUCUUCGGCUUUGCCUCUUAUUAUAUUUUCUUUUGUAAUUAAUUUAAAGUAUAUUUGUGCUAUAUCUUUAAAUGCUAUAUUUAUUAUACCUUUAUUUAAUUUAUUUAGACAUACAAAAUCAAAAGUAAUAACAAUGUCUUACAUUGUUACAAGAAACUUUUUUUAUUCUUUAAAUUACAAAGACUCAGUGUACUAUAAAAUAUGUAAUUUUAUUGAUCCUUUUAUAAUUGUAAGAAGUGCCAUUUUUGAUGGAUUUAAAUACGAAAUUAUUCUUAGAUUGGUUUGUAUUUACAUUUGUAUAUUUUUAGUAUUCUGUACACUUUUGUAA
Vairimorpha ceranae is the source of this 1719-nucleotide messenger RNA. RefSeq lists its product as hypothetical. The record is from RefSeq and is a predicted model, not a curated record. Lineage: Eukaryota; Fungi; Microsporidia; Nosematidae. The transcript has a single exon. Bases 1 to 1719 code for a protein of 572 amino acids.